AUGGUAGAAUCAGCCCCAGCUCAAGCCGCCGCGCCGGCCAAAGCGGCCAAGAAGAAGGUCGUGGCCAAGCCCAAGCCGAAGAAUGCUGGUUCCAGCGUGACUGAGCUCAUCGUUAAAUCAGUGGCCGCGUCCAAGGAGCGGAGCGGCGUGUCCGCCGCCGCUGUCAAGAAGGCUCUGACCGCCGGAGGAUACGACGUGGAAAAGAACAACUCCCGCGUCAACACCGCCAUCAAGAACCUGGUGAACAAGGGGACUCUGGUCCAGACCAAGGGGACCGGGGCCUCCGGCUCCUUCAAGAUCAGCAAGCAGGCUGCUGAAAACCCGGCAAAGAAGGUCGCUCCCGCAGCCAAGAAACCCACAGUAGCGAAGAAGCCCAAAGCAGUGGCCGCAAAGAAGUCACCGAAGAAGGCCAAGAAGACCGCUGCGGCCAAGAAAUCCGCAGCGGCUAAGAGCCCAAAGAAAGCAGCAAAGAGCCCCAAAAAGCCCACCAAGAGCCCCAAGAAGGUGGCGAGGAAGGCCCCCACAGCCAGGAAGGACCCCGCAGUCAAGAAGACCCCCGCCAAGAAGGCUGCUAAGCCUAAAGCCAAAAAGGCAGCACCCAAGAAGACGUGA
Messenger RNA from Pseudoliparis swirei, 612 nucleotides. Its product is annotated as histone H1-like. Gene Ontology annotation, molecular function: DNA binding; structural constituent of chromatin. Gene Ontology annotation, cellular component: nucleosome. The record is from RefSeq and is a predicted model, not a curated record. Lineage: Eukaryota; Metazoa; Chordata; Actinopteri; Perciformes; Liparidae. Gene Ontology annotation, biological process: nucleosome assembly. The transcript has a single exon. Bases 1 to 612 code for a protein of 203 amino acids.